Cavia porcellus (domestic guinea pig) is the source of this 3410-nucleotide messenger RNA. RefSeq names its product L3MBTL histone methyl-lysine binding protein 2 (gene L3mbtl2). Gene Ontology annotation, cellular component: nucleus. The coding region runs from base 143 to 2452 and encodes 769 amino acids. The record is from RefSeq and is a predicted model, not a curated record. NCBI's taxonomy places the organism in Eukaryota, Metazoa, Chordata, Mammalia, Rodentia, Caviidae. The transcript is spliced from 17 exons. Gene Ontology annotation, molecular function: zinc ion binding; chromatin binding. Gene Ontology annotation, biological process: negative regulation of DNA-templated transcription.
GCCUCCAGGGGCGGAGCGGCGCGAACCGACGCGGAACCGGCUUUUUCCUCUUUGCUGCAGCGUGAUUGGUCUUCGGUUCAGGGAAGCGACCAAUGAACGUGCUCGGGGAGAGCGGCGAGGCCAAUAUGGCUUCCCACACCUGAUGACGGUCGAGGAAACUGAGUUAGGUCGCAUGGAGAAGCCGCAGAGCCUGGAGGAGACUCCCUCUCUAGAGCCGAUGGAGGAAGAAGAGGAAGACGACGACCUAGAGCUAUUUGGUGGCUACGACAGUUUCCGGAGCUACAACAGCAGCGCGGGCAGUGAGAGCAGCUCCUAUCUGGAAGAAUCAAGUGAAGCCGACAAUGAGGAUCGGGAAGCAGGGGAGCUGCCCACCUCCCCGCUGCAUUUGCUCAGCCCUGGGACUCCCCGCUCCGUGGAUGGCAGUGGUUCUGAGCCAGCUGUCUGUGAGAUGUGCGGAAUCGUGGGGACGAGGGAAGCUUUCUUCUCCAAGACCAAGAGGUUCUGCAGCGUCUCCUGCUCCCGGAGCUACUCCUCCAACUCUAAGAAAGCCAGCAUCCUGGCGAGACUUCAGGGAAAACCGCCCACAAAGAAAGCCAAAGUCCUACACAAGGCAGCCUGGUCCGCCAAAAUUGGAGCCUUCCUCCACUCCCAAGGGACAGGACAGCUGGCAGAUGGGACACCAACGGGACAAGAUGGCUCCUCGGGGUGCAGCUCCUCAUGGACCCCCAUCCUGGACACUUGCUCUUUCUGCUCUGCAGCUCUGGUCCUGGGUUUUGACUGGGGGAAGUUCCUGAAGGACCACAGCUACAAGGCCGCACCCGUCAGCUGCUUUAAACAUGUCCCACUCUACGACCAGUGGGAAGACGUCAUGAAGGGGAUGAAGGUGGAGGUGCUCAACAGUGACGCGGUGCUCCCCAGCCGGGUGUACUGGAUCGCCUCUGUUAUCCAGGCGGCAGGGUAUCGGGUGCUGCUGCGGUAUGAAGGCUUUGAAAACGAUGCCAGCCAUGACUUCUGGUGUAACCUGGGCACCGUGGAUGUGCACCCCAUCGGCUGGUGUGCCAUCAACAGCAAGAUCCUGGUGCCCCCUCGGACCAUCCACGCCAAGUUCACCGACUGGAAGGGCUACCUCAUGAAGCGGCUGGUGGGCUCCCGGACGCUGCCCGUGGAUUUCCACAUCAAGAUGGUGGAGAGCAUGAAGUACCCCUUCCGCCAGGGCAUGCGCCUGGAAGUGGUAGACAAGUCCCAGGUGUCACGGACUCGCAUGGCUGUGGUGGACACAGUGAUCGGUGGUCGCCUUCGGCUCCUCUAUGAGGAUGGUGACAGUGACGACGAUUUCUGGUGUCACAUGUGGAGCCCCUUGAUCCACCCAGUGGGAUGGUCACGGCGCGUUGGCCACGGCAUCAAGAUGUCAGAGAGGCGGAGUGACAUGGGCCAUCACCCCACCUUCCGGAAGAUCUACUGUGAUGCCGUCCCUUACCUGUUCAAGAAGGUACGGGCCGUCUACACUGAAGGUGGCUGGUUUGAGGAGGGGAUGAAGUUGGAGGCCAUUGACCCCCUGAACCUAGGUAACAUCUGUGUGGCGACCAUCUGCAAGGUCCUCCUAGACGGCUACCUGAUGAUCUGUGUGGAUGGGGGACCCUCCACGGAUGGCUCCGACUGGUUCUGCUACCACGCUUCCUCCCAUGCCAUCUUCCCAGCCACCUUCUGCCAGAAAAAUGACAUUGAGCUCACACCUCCGAAAGGGUACGAGUCCCAGACCUUUAACUGGGAGACCUAUUUGGAGAAGACCAAGUCCAAAGCAGCUCCGUCGAGACUCUUCAACAUGGACUGCCCCAACCAUGGCUUCAAGGUGGGCAUGAAGCUAGAGGCCGUGGACCUGAUGGAGCCCCGGCUCAUCUGCGUGGCCACAGUGAAGCGGGUGGUGCACCGGCUGCUCAGCAUCCACUUCGAUGGCUGGGACAACGAGUACGACCAGUGGGUGGACUGCGAGUCCCCCGACAUCUACCCCGUGGGCUGGUGCGAGCUCACUGGCUACCAGCUGCAGCCGCCAGUGGCCACAGAACCGGCCACACCACUGAAGGCCAAAGAGGCCACAAAGAAGAAAAAGAAACAGUUUGGGAAGAAAAGGAAAAGGAUCCCACCAGCCAAGCCCCGCGCCCUCAGACAGGGCUCCAAGAAGCCCCUGCUGGAGCACGAGCUGCAGGCUUCAGGGAAGGUCGAGUCGGAGCCCGGGCCUGGCGAGAGUAAGAGUUCCCGGGGGUCCAGGCAGGGCCGGCCUGCGCUGCGCAGCUCGGAGGCGACCUCUCCAUCCCGGCCUGGGCACAGAAGAGAAAGCCAAGUCAUCGCCGUGUGUGUGAAGGAGGAACACCUGGACACGGCCUUGCCCGACAAGACCCCUGGUCUGCAGCUGCCCAUGCCCGUGGAGAACAUCAAGCAGGAGAUGGACCAUUGAGCCGGCGCAGAGCCUGUCGGGCAGCCACCCUGAGCCAGGCAGCAGAGGUCACCCUCUGCUCCUGUCCCUGGAGCUGGAGGCCGAGUCUGACAUAAAACAAUCCUGCCUGCUGUGCAGGGCCCGGGCUUGGAAGGUCCAGCCUAGGGCUCCGUGGUCUGCCCUCUGGGCAAGGCCUCUGCAACCCGAGCUGCCUGAGGCCCCCACGCCAGUCUGUGUGACAGCCUCUGCACCCUGAGUUUUCCAAGCAAUCACACUUGCUGCCUACUUUUUUUUCUUUUGUCAGUGCUGGGAAUUGAACACACUGCACACACCCUGAGCUACAUCCCCAGCCCUUUUUCCAUUUUUUGAGACAAGAUCUCCAUAAGUCACUAAUUUGCCCAGCAUGGGCUCAGAUUUAUAGUCCUCCUGCCUCAGCCUCCUGGAGCAAUGGGAUCACAGAUAGGUGCCACUGCACCCCUAGUUCCGCUCUCCCCAUACCCUCAAUGCUGGGCCAUGCGGCCAGAAGCAACUGUGUGCCCACCUUCAGACACCCGAGCUGACAAAGCCAGCUGUGGGGCAGGAGCAGCCUCUGCCUGAGAGGGAGCCAAGCACCAAGCCUCAUCUGGGGUCACAGUGCCGGUCACCCUGGGGACCCCACUGUGGUGGGCAGCUAAGAAGCAGUGACCAGGAUAGUGGAGUUUGGUGACCUGUAAGGUGCCCUGAGCCUUGUCCCUGGGCACGGGCACUGCCACUUUCAGUGGAGGCCAGGACCCUGCGACACCAGGAGCACAAGGUGGCGACCCCGGCUAGGACCUGACAUUUCUGUUCUCUGGCAGACCAGAAUCAUGCGUGGCCUUGGUACAGGGUGUGGCCAGCAGGAUAGCACCCCUGCUCCAGAAGGGGGGACACACACUGCUGGCUGGGUGUCACUGCCCUCAGGCCCUCUUCCCGCGCCUCUAAACUGCAUCCUGAGAGCUCA